Messenger RNA from Xiphias gladius (swordfish), 2244 nucleotides. RefSeq names its product transcription factor AP-2 epsilon (gene tfap2e). Lineage: Eukaryota; Metazoa; Chordata; Actinopteri; Istiophoriformes; Xiphiidae. Bases 233 to 1510 code for a protein of 425 amino acids. Gene Ontology annotation, biological process: regulation of cell population proliferation; anatomical structure development; regulation of transcription by RNA polymerase II. The transcript has 7 exons. Gene Ontology annotation, cellular component: nucleus. The record is from RefSeq and is a predicted model, not a curated record. Gene Ontology annotation, molecular function: DNA-binding transcription factor activity, RNA polymerase II-specific; RNA polymerase II transcription regulatory region sequence-specific DNA binding.
UCUGUGUAUGUGUGUGUGUGUGUGUGUCUGGCAGCAGCUUUUCAUCUGCGCGCACAGAGCUCCGUCGAACGGCGAGAAGGGGAAAAGUGAAUAACACCUUUGAGUUUAAUGGACCGUUAAAGCAGCCUGGAUUACAUCGCGGAGAGCAUUUGGCGACAUCUUUCAGCCGCUGGAAGCCUGCGCAUCCUGUUGAAUUUAAGAUUUUUUUUGGGGGGUAUCCAGAGCGGUCCAGAUGUUAAUCCACACCUAUUCGGCUAUGGACCGCGCAGACGGACUAAGCGGCUCUUCGCCGAGUGGGCGCCUCUCCCAGCUGUCCUCCCUGAACCAGGCCGCCUACUCCUCGGCUCCACCGCUCUGCCACACUCCGGCCUCUGACUUCCAGCCUCCUUACUUCCCUCCCCCCUAUCCCCAGUCUUCCCUGCCAUACUCCCAGAGCCAGGACUCAGCGUACUCCCACCUGUCAGACCCUUACCCCUCCAUCAACUCUAUCCAUCAGCAUCAGCAAGCGGCAUGGCACUCGCAGAGGUCGCGAUCCGAGGACGGGGGGCUCCUGUCUCAGUCUCACCGGGCUCUGAGCCUCGACCCCCGGCGGGAGUAUCCAGCUGUCCCUAGGCUGCUCCACGGUCUCGGGGAAGGGGCUGCAGCACUCGGGGACGGUCCUCUCGGGAUGCACCUGGGACAUCAUGGCCUGGAGGAUCUUCAGGGAAUGGAGGAAGGAUCAGCCUUGGGCAUCCUCGACCACUCUGUCAUUAAAAAAGUUCCUAUCCCGUCCAAGCUGAACGGCUCGUCCCUGUCAUCCUUGUCCAUCGGUAAGGAGGGUCUGGGUAUGGGAGCCGUGUCCAACCCGGCCGAGGUUUUCUGUUCGGUCCCGGGUCGCCUCUCGCUGCUCAGCUCCACCUCCAAAUACAAGGUGACAGUCGGGGAGGUGCAGCGGCGCCUCUCCCCACCUGAGUGCCUCAACGCUUCCCUGCUGGGUGGAGUCCUCCGCAGGGCGAAGUCAAAGAAUGGUGGCCGCUGUCUGAGAGAGCGUCUGGAGAAGAUUGGCCUCAACCUGCCCGCCGGGCGACGCAAGGCAGCCAACGUCACUCUCCUAACAUCUCUAGUGGAGGGUGAGGCCGUCCAUCUGGCGCGGGACUUCGGUUAUGUGUGUGAGACCGAGUUCCCAGCCAGAGCCACGGCUGAGUAUCUGUGCAGGCAGAGCGAGCCCGAGCAGCUCCCAACACGGCGCAGCAUGCUACUCGCCACCAAGGAGAUCUGCAAGGAGUUUGUGGACCUGAUGUCCCAGGACCGCUCUCCACUGGGCGGCAGUCGACCCACCCCUUGCCUGGAGCCCGGCGUCCAGGGAAGCCUCACCCACUUCAGCCUGCUCACCCACGGCUUCGGAGCCCCCGCCAUCUGCGCCGCGCUCUCCGCCUUCCAGAGCUACCUGAUGGAGGCGAUCAAAAUGCUGGACAAAGGAGAGGGUGGAGGGAAGAGCCACCACGACAAGGAGAUGAAGCACCGCAAAUAGAUGGAAAACAGACAGACGCGUGGUUAAAUGGAUUGGAUGGAUGAGCGGCAGAAAGGAAGAGAAAGGAGGGGAGAAUACUGACUUGCGCCCCCUCUGCGUCUUUACCUUUGCCCUCAGGAUAAGAACUGAGACUUUUACCUCCCAGAAACCCCUGCGGUCCCUCUCGUCGAAGAGGCGGGGUUUAUGAUGAUAUCUGUACUGUAAUAUGUGUCCACAACCACCUCACUCAAAAUGACGCAUGGACCUCUCUUCUCAGUAGCUGGUUUGUGUCAUGAUGGCGUCUACGAAACAUCUCUUCAAGAUGAGUUCCUACAUACGGCAGUAUGGUUUUAAUUAUUUCAACCCCUUUUUAUUUACUUAUGUCACCUUAAAUGCGUCACCUUUAUCUGUGUUUUAGGAGCCCCUGCCUUCAUCAGUCUCACAUCUUACACACACACACACACACAAGCAAACACACUUUUUCUGGACUGGACUCAUCUGGGAAGCAUUGUAAGCCAUAUCCGAGACAACAACCUGCUCUUUGCUCCUCUGGAACUUUGGGGGACUUUUAACUCCACCUGAUGGACAAGCACAGCUUCCAUAUGUAGUUCUUCUUAGUGGGUGGUCAUGGGAAAAUUGAACUCUCUGGGUUCUCUAGCAGCGGGGUAAGGAGGAGUCAAAGGCAGCUAAAGGAGAUUUGUUUUCUUUUAUUUAUGUGUUGGUAACUUAAAAAAAUAACACAAAUCAUUUUGUAC